Molecule: messenger RNA, 1804 nt
Organism: Wallemia mellicola CBS 633.66
Lineage: Eukaryota; Fungi; Basidiomycota; Wallemiomycetes; Wallemiales; Wallemiaceae
Product: WD40 repeat-like protein
Exons: 7
Coding region: 5-1750 (581 amino acids)
Biological process (GO): regulation of DNA double-strand break processing
Cellular component (GO): nucleus; site of double-strand break
Molecular function (GO): protein binding
Source: RefSeq, a predicted model, not a curated record
GGAAAUGAUGGGAUUUUCUGGCUUUGGGAAGAAGAAGACUGAGAAGAAGUCAGCAAUUUCAGAAAGAUUGGAUAAUACAAAGAGGUCUGCUGAUACUCAAGACGAGAGCGUAAAGAAAGAGGAGAAUACUGAGAAUGUGACUAUAGAAUCUACUCAGGGAGCUGCACCAGAAAUACCACAAGAGAGUGUAGAAAUACCAUUAGAAAUCGACAGGAAACCAAAGGUAGAAACUGAAAAAGACACCAACGAAGGCGAUAAAGACGAUGAAGACGAAGAAUACGAAACUGACAGGGAUCCUAUUCCAUCUUCUCAUGAAGUCGUUUUACAAGAUCAUUCGAAGGCUGCAACUGCUAUUGAUUUAGAUCCUGCUGGUAGCAGAUUAGCCAGUGGAUCACAUGAUUAUGACAUUAAACUGUGGGAUUUCGCAGCUAUGAACACGGCUUUUAGACCAUUUAGAUCAUUUGAAGGUUGUGAAACAAACCACAUUCACGACCUUAAGUAUAGUAUUAAUGGUGAUUCAAUUCUUGCAGCCUCUGGACAAGCAAUACCACGUCUAUUCACCCGUGAUGGUGACGAGAUAUACAAAUGGUCUAAAGGUGAUCAAUACAUAAAAGAUCAGCGUCAAACUAAAGGACAUAUCGGGGAAAUAAACAACUGCGCUUGGCAUCCAUUUGAUUACAACUUGUUUAUCACCUGCUCAGCUGACAGUACAGUGCGGAUAUGGGAUGUCACAGAACCACGCGAACAGAAGCACGUACUUGUGUUCAAGAGCAAAGAAAGGGGAACUAAGACUAAAGUGACAGCAUGUGCCUACAGUCCAGAUGGUAAAUUCAUUGUUGCAGUGGGAUACGAUGGCGCGAUGCAUCUUUGGUCAACUGCUGGAAACUAUGCUAGACCGAACGCAAUGAAUGAUGCAGCGCACACUAAGCAUAGCUGGACAAGCUCUGUUUGUUUCACUCCAGAUUCCAAGUAUAUCGUCACUAGGGGUGGUGAUGACACUGUCAAAUUAUGGGAUGUAAAGAACAUAAAAAGACCAGUGCAUGUUGCUAGCAACUUGCCAUCACUUUAUCAAGAAGUCAAUGCAACUUUCUCUCCAGAUGGGAAAUAUGUUCUCACUGGUGUUGCUGGAGUGCGCGGUGAAAGUAAAGCGUUUGUUGUCGUCCUCCUCACAGAGACAUUGGCAGAAGUAAAGCGCAUACCAAUUGGAAAAGACAAGGGAGGAUGUGUGAUAAGGACGCUCUGGCAUUCGCGUAUCAAUCAGAUAAUAGCAACGCAUUCAGAUGGUGGUAUAUACGUCUUAUACGACCCAAUGAGCUCUAUUAGAGGUGCUUUGAUGCCAUUAGAUAGAGCACCAAAGCGAGCACGUGACGUCGAGGAUGUCCUUGCAUCCACCGAUCCAGACAGAGAUUUGAGAGUGCCAAUCAUAACGCCGGAUGCGAUGGAGGAGGACGAAAGAACACAGAAGCGUAUGCGCAUGAAGAAGGAGUCAGAUGCGCGCAAACCUCAGCCGCCGCUCGUUGGUUCAGGAAGGGGUGGACGUGUCGGUGCAAGUGCAACACAAGCAAUGGUACAGCGUCUCUUUGGUGAAAGUACAAUAGGACAGGACCCUCGCGAGGAGUUGCUCAAGUAUGCGGACGUCGACAACGAUCCAAAGUGGACCGGCGCCUGGAAAGAGAGCGGACGAGUGUACGACGGAGAAACAGAGGAGCAAAUGAAGGAGCGCAAGAGGAAGGAGAAGGAGACAGACUGAUGUCUAUCUGCUGUCGUCAGAAGACCAAAGUAGGCGUAAUAAUAGGAGAAUAAC